GUUUUUCUGCUAGCUGUCUACACACUGAACAACAGUCCAUUCUGUCUCUGUAAGGAGACUGCUGUUGAUUUUACCAGUUGUUUAAAUUGGUUAACCUUUCACAAGUUUUCAUAGACACAGAUGUAAUAAGGUCAUUAAAUUAUACAACCACCUUUCUGAUUAGAAGCGGAAGACUACAACAGCCAUGUUGGCAGAAGCUGGAUGUGUGUUUAUGGGUUUGAUCCUGUACAUCUCAGGGGUUCAUGGACGAGCAAACAGCAUCUGUGCUUUAAAAGGUUCAUCAGUGGAUCUGCCCUGCUCAGCUCAACGUCCCACUACAACCAUGAAGUGGUACAUUGUAGACUGGGAUAGAUCUAAACCUGUUCAGAAGGAGCUCUCUACAGAUGAAAAUCGUGUGACGUACAACAUGUCUGCAGAGAGUAACUUCACUCUAACAAUCAAAGAUCUGAGACAGAGCGAUGCAAAUGAUUACUGCUGCAGAGAGACUACUGACAACCCAGAACCCUGCCGGCACAACAAAACUGAGCUCCAUGUUGCAGACCUGCAGGUAAAGGUGAUUCCUGCCACAGAGGGACAGACAGUGACACUGAUGUGUAGCACCAGCUGUCCUCUGACUGAAAACCCUGCAGUCUACAUCUGGUACAAGAACAGAGAGUUCCUCUAUCAGGACUGGUCUCCCUGGUACCAACAGCUGGUCAGCAGUGAGAAAGCAGUCAGAUACUCCUGUGCUAUCAAAGGCUACGAGGAUCUCAGAGCCCCUCAAGUCUCAGUGGAUUCUGUCACGUCGACCUGCUUCAGUGUGACAUAUGCUAAAGGGAGAAUGUGUUCUUAUAAGACGACAUCAGAGGAAGAGCCCUGCUCCAUCACAUAUCCCAGAGAAGUACAUGUUCAAAGGAGUCCUGCAGCUGAACCGGGCCAUGUCACACUGACCUGUAACACAAGCUGUCCUCUGACUGCCUUUAUAUGGUAUAAGAGCAGACAUGUAGUUGAGAAACCAAAGUUUGUAGUUCCCAGCACCGCUGCUGAAAGCUUCUCCUGUGCUGUAAAAGGCCUCGAGGAUCUGCGCUCUGCUGAAGUCUGUGUUAAGGAUGACAACUGCUUGAUUGUGAAUUACGUCAGCAGGAGAAUCUGUGCUCUACGAGGUUCUUCAGUGAACAUUUCAAGUGAAUACUCUUCUCCCAACGACCAACCGAAGUCUAAAGAAUGGUAUAAAAUAAAGAGGACUGGGAAGGAAGAAGUGAAAGAGCCAAUUAAGUCUGUACCUCGUAUGAAGUAUCACGACAACUUUAGGAAUCACCACAUCCUGAGAAUCAAUAACCUGACGAAGAAUGACUCAGCAGAAUACAUAUUCAGACAUCACAGAGAUGACCAAGGAUGGAGACCUGGAGUGAGUUUGGUUGUCACAGGUCUGAGAGUGAAGUUUACUCCCUCUGCAGUGGUGACAGAGGGCCAGAGAGUCACCCUGAGCUGCAGUACCAGCUGUCCUCUGACUGACAACACAAACUACAUUUGGUACUUCAACAGUCGACCUUUGACCCCGACAGAGAAGCAAAACAAACACCUGGUUCUGGACCCAGUCAGCAGUCAGCAUGCAGGAAAAUACUCCUGUGCCGUCAAAAACCCCCACAACAUCAGCUCUAAUGAAAAGACCCUUACUGUCCAGAGUAAAAUUGGAAAAUGGACGCAAGCAGCAGCAGCAGCAGUAGUAGUCUGUGCUGCUCUCCUGGUUAUUAUACCCCUCGCUGCCUUCUGGUGGAUUAGAAGAAAGAGGACUUCCAGUCAACCACCUAGAACUGAAACCUCAGACAACUUGGAGCAGCUAAACCUUGGUCCCCUGCAUCAUGACAUCUCGGCUCAACCAACAGAGGAGGAUGAUCUUAACUAUAGCAGAGUCCACUUCCCUCAGAACCACACAGACGCUCUCUACAGCACAGUCCAGCCACGUCCGCCUCAAGAACAAGAGCACGUCCCCUAUGCUGUUGUCAACUUCAGACCCAACAUGACCAUUGAUGAGCUAAUGGACAGUGAAGAACAGGCAGUGGAUCUCUAGAACGUAUACAUCACAGCAAGUAAAAACUUAAAGAGACCUCUGUGACAGAACUUGGAUUGUUCUGUUUAUCUGCAUUUAAUUCUGCAUUUAGGGACUUCAGUUGAUGAGCUUAUCUACACCAGCUUACUGUGAAUCGGCAGGCAGACGUCCAGCAUCCUAAUGAUACCUCAGGAAACACGCUGAUGGUCACCCACUGCCUGUUUUAGGAAGGGAAACCAGGACCUUUGAGUUACGCUGAUUCUCUCAUGGUCCAGUCUGUUGAACCAUAUAGCCUUGACUUGUUAAGCAGGCAUUCACUGUGUCAAAAUGCAAGGUGAGGACACCAAUACUUUCCGAUAUGCAGAAACAACCCUUAAACAAAUGCUAUUUGUAUUUCUGUUAAAAUAAAGAAAGUCAGAAUUCAUCAAAGUUAGGUAGCUAAGUUACAAAAAAGUCCUACAGGACUAUUCUCUCCCACAACUGAAUGAACUGAGUCAGUGCAAUCCUACAUGGGACGAACCAUUUAAACUAGCUAAGGUGAUAAUUUUUAAAUUAGCACACCUUUCUGAGAGAACCACAACUUGUUCUCAAACAUGUUUUGUGCAGUUGUAGGUGUUAUACUUAAUGUUAAUUACAAAUGGGAAACGUGCACUGCACGGACAUUAUUGUGUCCAACGGCCUACUUUUAUUUCUGAUCAAUUUGCUAGGGAAUCAACUAUAAACACAUGGAAUUAACGGGUUUGACAAGCUAAAUCCGCUUUGUUGCAUGUAGCGUUAGGUUUGUGAAGUCUUGCUAGCAACCACAAAACGUUAAGGUUACGCUAACCUAACACUAGCUAACAUGCUGCUUUCUCUAAAAAAUGAGAAAAGAGAUUCAGAAACACGUUAUUUUCAACAGUGGACACUUACUUGGGUAACAUAGCUACAUAUAGUAAAGCUAAUGUAUGACUUUUUAAUAAAUACUCACCCAACA
Sander lucioperca (pikeperch) is the source of this 3002-nucleotide messenger RNA. RefSeq lists its product as uncharacterized. The transcript has 10 exons. The coding region runs from base 185 to 2050 and encodes 621 amino acids. The record is from RefSeq and is a predicted model, not a curated record. Lineage: Eukaryota; Metazoa; Chordata; Actinopteri; Perciformes; Percidae.